This is a messenger RNA of Aspergillus chevalieri, 2394 nucleotides long. RefSeq lists its product as uncharacterized. Gene Ontology annotation, biological process: regulation of DNA-templated transcription; DNA-templated transcription. The record is from RefSeq and is a predicted model, not a curated record. The transcript is spliced from 5 exons. Gene Ontology annotation, molecular function: DNA binding; zinc ion binding; DNA-binding transcription factor activity, RNA polymerase II-specific. NCBI's taxonomy places the organism in Eukaryota, Fungi, Ascomycota, Eurotiomycetes, Eurotiales, Aspergillaceae. Bases 1 to 2394 code for a protein of 797 amino acids.
AUGCCACUAGAUCAAGAGCAGGAGGUGCAAGAGCAUGUCAAUGGCCAUGCGAUACCGGAACAGAGCCCAGAAGCUUCAUCGGCGAAGAGGAGGCGGGUUAGUCGCUCGGUGUUGCCUACUCGGGUCAGCAGCGCGUGCGAGAGAUGUCGCCAUCAUAAGUCGAGGUGCGAUCCGUUCCGGCCUUGUUCGUUGUGUGUCCGCGCGAAUGUGGAUUGUCGACCGAUUGCGACGCCGGCGCGAAAGGAUAAUUCGCUUAAGGCAAAACCUAAACGACGUCGACCCAAUCUAUCGCGAUCGACUCCUACCGAAGAACCCUGGAACAUCGAUAACGCUCAAAAUGACACGGAACAUCGAGCGACAACCGCACCUGCACCCGCGCCAGCAGCAGAUAGCGAUGCCGCCGCUUCAACAGACAUGAGCCCACCAUCAUCCCUCGACUGUGGCGAAGCGGAAUCGGCAAUAGGCAUUGCGCGCAAGAUCUGCGAAUUGGGCAGCCAACACAUCGACGAACGGACUACAUCUGCUAUACCUGGCUAUCGGGCCAGCACAAGUGCACCUAUCACAUACUCUGCGACCACUGGACAACGGUUGCCGAUAUCUUCGAUUUUGGGUCAGCCGCUACCGCCAAUGAAGCUUGUGGAUGGGCUGUUGGAGGAUUACUUUGAUUCCGUGCAUUGGUUCUCGCUUGUGAUAUAUGAGGCGAAGUUUCGGAGGAAGCUGGCGUCGAUUGCGGAUGGGUUUGCGUACCCGUCGCAGAGGCCUUUCCUUAUACUGUUGACGGUGAUGCUUGGGAUGGCGGCGUGGUAUAGAUCUCAGAGGGGUGGUAUGGAGUUGGCAGAUAACGAUUGGAGAAAGUGGAGUGCGGAUUUGGUCAAGAAUGUCGAGGCGAAUUUGGUGGAGUUGAUGGAUCAACCGUCUAUCACUGCUGCGCAGACGUUUAUUCUGCUUGGGUCGUACCAUGUUUAUCAUGGUCGUCCUAAUCUUUCUUUUUCUUUGUUGGGUGCGACUAUCAAAAUGUCCCAGGCUUUGGGAAUGCACCGGGAGCCUUUGAGAGGAAACUUCGAGGAUAUUGAAGAGAGGAAGAGGGUUUGGUGGACGAUCUACACAUGGGACCGAUUCGCUUCAAUCACCUAUGGAAGACCAUUGGGAAUCAACGACAAAGAUUGCAAUAUCAACAUGCCAGCAGACGUGUGGGAGAAUCCUUCAUUUGCCUCUCCAAGACAAGACCAGAGCUCCAUAUGCUACUCCCCCUAUCAGCGGGAGCUGAACCGUCUCUACUUGAUCGCAUCACCGGCUUUGGAAAUUAUCUUUGGUUCACGCACCUCGAGGACGUCCGAUCAAUUGGUCGGAGACACAUACGCCGCAUUGGUCAAAGAAGCUACUCAAAACCUCCAGAAAUGGCGAAACAGUCUACCAAGCCACUUGGUUCUGGAUCUCAAGCGGGAUUUCCGCUCUGACGGCGGACCAGAUGCAAAAGCGUAUGCUUUGCAGUCGUUAUCGUUGCACCUGACAUAUGACAACGUCCUCAUCGUCAUGCACCGACCAUUGCUAGCACGACAGGUUGACCAUCUCUCUACGACUACAAACGGGCUAUCACCAGGAACGUGUGAAGUAGACCCCAUGACUGCCGCAUCCCCCAAACCGAACCUCUCCCAAACAGCCAGCUCAGACCUCUGGAUGAAUGCGGCAGUACGCACAUCCCGAGUAACAGAACUCCCGGUCCUCGCUCAAUUGGCUACAGACAGCCACCUCGUCGCAUUCCUCGCAAUCAACCUCUUCAACGCCGCCAUCGUCCUAGCCGUAAUGGCACUCUCAGAACCUCUCUCCAACACCGCGCAGGACGUAAAACGCACUAUCACCCGCAUCCUUCGUCUCCAGGACCUACUUGGCAAGCGAUCGGCACUAUCGAAACAGAGCACUACGGUGUUGAAAAAUGUCGUUACGAUGCUUCUCCGUCGUGAAUCAGCGGCUAUGCUGGCCCCAAUCACAGGCGCGAAUCAGUCAACUGGACAGCAGAGCGAUAAAGAUAAACAGCAUCUGGGGGAACCAUGUUGCAUGUCUGUCGAGGACACGCUGCGGUUACCGCUUGAUGCGUCGUUGGAGUUGUCUGAUCCACUCGCGGGGAGUCAGGGGUGGUUGGAUGUUAGUAGGGCUCAUCGAUUGAAUGAGAGUUUGACGUCUGUUCAGUGUGUCAUGGCCCCGGGUGAUGUUCCAAGUGAGCUGCAGUACGUGUCACCGGAACAAACGCAGCCACAAGGUGUUUGGCAGAUACCGGCGGAAUAUGAAUGGAAUGCAACUGGCGCCUCGCCUAGGGGUGUAGAAGACAGCUACAGGGAUGUUGAGAGUGGAUUGUAUUGGUUAUGGGACAUGACAUGGAAUGGAACUGAACAAUAA